AUGGCAUCGCACACACAUUUGCAGGAGGAGUUGGCGCAGUCAUCGGAGAAGAUCAGUGUGAACACCCAACACGGGACGAUCCGAGGACGCAGAGCAGCAAACGGAGCCGCCGUCUUUCUUGAGGUUCCAUAUGCGCUACCACCCAAGAGAUUCGCCGACCCCGUUCCGCUGCCAACCUACUACAAGUACGAAAACAAGGAGUACAUCCUUGAGAGUAAACAUUGCGCACAGCCGAAGAACGACGGCCAGGCGGCAAGUGUGCCUUACGAGGACAAAGUAGGCUUGGGAGAACCCAGCGAAGAUCCGCUGUUCGUAAAUAUCGUCGCACCAUCCUCAUUCCCUGAGAAGACGGGUUUCCCCGUCAAAGUAUACAUUCACGGCGGUUUUCUCCAGUUCGGUUCCCCACACGGGCUCAGCGCGCAAGCGCAAUCUGUCUCUGCGGAACGCGACGAAGUCUGGGUGAACAUUGGGUACAGACUCUCCGCCUUCGGAUUCCUUGCAUGCGACAAGCCCGAGGUCCUAGGCAACUUCGGCUUUAAGGACCAAUGGCUCGGCCUCCAGUGGAUUCAAAAAAACAUCCAGGCUUUCGGAGGAGACCCUAACAAUGUGACAUUGACCGGAUUGUCUGCCGGAGCACACUCCGUCCAUCAGAUCUUGCAUCACACAUCGCGUCUUCCAGAAGGCGUGUCGGCCCCAUUCCAUCGCGCAAUCUUGCAAUCGAACGCAAUCGCAACGACUCCGAAGACCACAUCCGAGUUGCGUGCCCAGUACGCCGCGUUGUGCGGGGCGCUCGACCUCGAUCCGACGUCCCCUGCCUCCCUUGACGCUCUCCGGGACACGACCUCAGUCCCCUUCGCCAAGCUCACCCACCUCAUCGAGACCGACGCGGUGGGAACCGAGUACGGCACCUACCGCGGGGCCUGGGAGCCCGUGUGGCUCGGACCCGAGGACACGAUGGACUGGCAGCGCUCCGGGGGACUCGCGCGCGGUCUGCGCGCCCACGGCGUGCGGAGCGUCGUCAUCGGGGACCUCUCUGAGGAAUGGUACCUGUACUCGAUCGCCCACCCAGUGUCGACCCUGGCCGACGUCGAGCGCAACCUCGAGCGGUACUAUCACACGGACGUCGUCAAGAAGAUGCUCAAGAUCUACCUCGCAGAGAAGGGCGAGCCCGCGACCCCGGAAGAGGCCGCGCGGGCGUUUGGCGAGGUGCUGAGCGAGGGGCAGGUGCACCUCCCGGUGCGGCUGUUCGCGCGCGACAUGCUCGCGGCCGGGUUCCCGGUGGUGCGUUACGAGAUCCGGUGGACGCCAGAGCAGCUCCGCCCGCUCGGUUAUGUGACGCACGCGACGGACCGCGCGUUCUGGGCGCUCAAGACGGAGUGGAUGACACCGGAGCAGACGGCGGUCGCGCGCGCGUUCCUGGACGCGGUCGACGAGCACAUCGUGACUGCGGAGGAGGGUCAGCCCAUGGGCCUCAAGACGAUCCUUGCGCUCACGGAGGACAAGAGAGUCGUGGAGGAGGAGGACAUGAAGUGGGAUCAGAUGACGCGCAUGCGGACGACGCUGCCUGGAGAGUAUUGA
Messenger RNA from Epithele typhae, 1578 nucleotides. Its product is annotated as carboxylesterase. The coding region runs from base 1 to 1578 and encodes 525 amino acids. NCBI's taxonomy places the organism in Eukaryota, Fungi, Basidiomycota, Agaricomycetes, Polyporales, Epitheliaceae. The transcript has 10 exons. The record is from RefSeq and is a predicted model, not a curated record.